Molecule: messenger RNA, 1187 nt
Organism: Punica granatum (pomegranate)
Lineage: Eukaryota; Viridiplantae; Streptophyta; Magnoliopsida; Myrtales; Lythraceae
Source: RefSeq, a predicted model, not a curated record
UACUAAUUGGUUCUACUCGUACUCGCAAUCUAGCCAAAAUCCAGAACGUGCAAUUAUUCAUACCAACCUUUUAUUUUUCUUUCUUGUUAAAAUCACGAGAUAUCCUCGACAUGUUGACCGAUGACAACGGGGCAAUAUAUUGAUUGAUCGAUGCUCUUGUUAAAUGGCUCUCGUCCAACCCAGUCGGUUACCUUUCUCCUCUGCAAAAAGAGCUGCCAUUAACACGCACACACACACACUGUCUGUGUGAGUGAAUGUGCGGAGGGGACGAGUGACAGAGCGAGUGAACUGAUUGGUGGUUUCCUCGGAGUCAGAGCAGCAGCCCAAUCCGAAUUCCCCUCGGAAACCUCGCCCGACAUGAGCAAGGACGACCUUCAUCAUCAUCAUCGCUACCCACCGACAGCAUCGGCGGCAGCAGCUGCAGCUCCUGUUCCUCCGCCGGCAGCAAAGAGAGAGAGCUCAGAGGGCGGCGGCGGCGGGCUGUUCGGCAAGCGCAAGUACAAGCUGUGGGUACUCGCCGCCAUCCUCCUCCUCGCCUUUUGGUCCAUGUUCACCGGCUCCGUCACCCUCAAGUGGUCCGCCGGCAACCUCACCCGUCUCUCCGACCGCCUCUUUGAUGCUCCCCUUUACGAGGAUCUCGAUAUCCUGGAAGUGGAGGAGAGGGAGAAGGUAGUGAGGCACAUGUGGGAAGUCUACAUUCACAGCAGCAGCAGCAGCAGCAGGCUGCCUCGGUUCUGGUCGGAGGCUUUCCAAGCGGCCUAUGAUUCCUUGGCCAGCGAAGUCCCCUCCGUCCGAGAAGCCGCCAUCUCGGAGAUCGCUAAGCUCUCCCUCGAUCCGACCUUCUUAUCCUCUUCUUCUUCUGAUGAUGAUUCCUCCGACCUGUAUUUCCUGCUUAAUCGUUGAGUGCACAUUAGGCGAAGGAGCUUUCCCGAUCGAACAAAGGAGGCCGAGAAGCCACCGGAUAUUUUCCACAAGCAGGACUAUCAGGAGGAUGUUCGGGACGAGCUACCAUUUCGGAUGGGCGAAUGUUAUGAAGCCUAUGCAUAAACCAUAUUUACUAGAAGUUGGAUCAUGAUAGAGAUACAAAGAAUAGCAUUUUCCACUCUCCACUAUGUAAAAUCUUGCCAGUUGAAUGUAACUGUGAAUAAAUCUGUGCCUUGGGAAUAUGUCAGACCCUUUACAUCUUA